AUGGAAAGACCAACAGAAAGGGAAGUCUGAUGAAGCUCGCAACUUUGGCGUCCGGCGGCGGCGAGACCAAGCCGCACGUCCUCCUGCUCCGUCCGGUGGACGCGCCCUUCGCCGCCGCUCUGCGCGACCGCUUCCACGUCCUUGACCUGUACGCGCCGGGGCAGGCGCUCCCGGCCCUGGCCUUCGUCGCCGCGGCCGCCGCCGUGCCAGAGCCCCCGCGCGCCAUGGUCAUCUGGGGAGGCGUGCGCGUGGACGCCUCGUUCCUCGACGCCGCCCCCUCCCUCCGCUGCGUCGUCAGCACGGCCGCGGGGCUCGACCACAUCGACCUGGCCGAGUGCGCGCGCCGCGGCGUCGCCGUCGCCAACUCCGGGGAGGUCUACUCCGCCGACGUGGCCGACUACGCCGUCGGCCUGCUUCUCGACGUGCUCCGGCGCGUGUCGGCGUCCGAGCGCUACGUCCGGCGCGGGUCCUGGCCGGCGCAGGGGGACUAUCCUCUCGGAUCUAAGCUUGGUGGUAAGCGUGUUGGCAUCAUCGGCUUGGGGAACAUCGGCUCACGGGUUGCAAAGAGGCUUGAAGCUUUCGGCUGCGUCAUCCACUACAACUCGAGAAAACCUAAGGAUUCAGUCUCUUACAAAUACUUCCCAAAUGUCCAUGAUCUUGCUGCUGAAUCUAACGUGCUCGUUGUCGCGUGCGCACUGAACAAGGCGACACUGCACAUCGUGAACAAGGAUGUGCUGGAGGCCCUAGGAAAGGACGGUGUGGUCGUCAACAUCGGCCGAGGAGCAAACAUCGACGAGGCAGAACUGGUCAUUGCACUCAGGGAGGGGAAGAUAGCAGGCGCAGGCCUUGACGUCUUCGAGCACGAGCCAAAGGUGCCGGCGGAGCUGUUCACCAUGGAGAAUGUGGUUCUGUCGCGCCACGUGGCGGUGUUGACGGAGGAGUCUAGGUCGGACCUGUGUCUGCACACCAUUGGCAACCUUGAAGCCUUCUUCUCCGGUCAGCCAUUGCUCACUCCGGUGCAUGCUGAUUCUCUAGCGCAGUGAGCGCAAGUUAGCAAAAGUGCACCACAACUUUUGUUGAUUGCGGAGUAUGUGCAGAUGUGUGACACGGUGCCUGCUGCUCUAUUUACACGGACACGCAUUGCAGGAGCUGAUACCAGUGAGGUCUCUGCUCACCAUGAGAAAAGAGAUACAGAAAAUAGAUGAACAUGCAAGGCAAACCACUGCAGAAAUCAGAAAUAGUGCCGCCAAAAGUAGUGGAGUUGCUUCUUCUAGUACUACUCUCUGUUUAGCCUUCUGUUGCCAUUGUACAAUUUUUUUCACAUGAACAUUCAGAACACAAGAAGCAAAUUUGUGCAGCA
Molecule: messenger RNA, 1360 nt
Organism: Triticum dicoccoides
Lineage: Eukaryota; Viridiplantae; Streptophyta; Magnoliopsida; Poales; Poaceae
Product: glyoxylate/hydroxypyruvate reductase HPR3-like
Exons: 2
Coding region: 30-1043 (337 amino acids)
Cellular component (GO): cytosol
Molecular function (GO): hydroxypyruvate reductase [NAD(P)H] activity; NAD binding; glyoxylate reductase (NADPH) activity
Source: RefSeq, a predicted model, not a curated record